Pogonomyrmex barbatus (red harvester ant) is the source of this 713-nucleotide messenger RNA. RefSeq lists its product as uncharacterized. The record is from RefSeq and is a predicted model, not a curated record. Lineage: Eukaryota; Metazoa; Arthropoda; Insecta; Hymenoptera; Formicidae.
ACAAAUAAAAAACAAGAUUAUUAAAUGGAAUUCGCAUAACCACCGGUUCGAGAAUAUAAAAUUUAAAGAUUUUGAAAUAUAUGGAGAUGAAGUUUAGGGAGAUGUAAAAAUAAUUAAAAUCCAAAUAGAAUAUAUGUACAUAAUCUGUUUUUAUAAAGAGUUUCGCAACUUUAUACAUAAUUCAUCAGUCUCGGAAUAAAAAUUAUGAAGUGAUUUAAAUAUUACAUCAACAUAGAAUCGUCAUCGUGUAAAAUACACGAAUAAGAUGCCAGUUAUUGGAAAGAGUAUAUCGAAAGUGACGGUGUACAUUCUAAAAGCGUUGGUCCGAUCUCUCCUUAAUGGUCGAGGUCAUGAAAUUGGAGCAACGUUUGUGGAGUUUUUUGUUGCGUUAAUCAACGAUGCAUAUCUUCGAGCCAUUUCACUUGGUAUGUUCUCGAAGAACGUCAUGCGACCUGCUGUGAAUAUUGGUGCCCCAUUGACCAAUAUACCAGAUUUGCUGUUACCCAUAUCGGCAGAAGAGUUUCACUUUUAUGAAUAUGUUUCUUCCUUGAAUUUUGAAACUAUUUCACAUAUCAUAAUUGACUACUUUUAAUACUGGACGAGCAAUAUUUUUCUUUACAGCUUUUACGCUUAGAAGCAAAGGAAGAAAGAUUUCAUACAUUACACCAAUAAAAUAAACUAAAAAUUAAUAAUGGAUAAGUAUUCUUUAUAAU